AUGGAGGUCACCCGACCUGGAUUAGAAUCUCAGCCCUGGGGGAACCCCUCUCCUCCAACAGCAUAUCUCAGCCUUUUACCCCCUAGAAGUUUCUACAAGCACGUCAGUGAGCUGAAUGCCGGCCACUGCCCCGCUGUGCCCGGCCUGAGGAGGAAGCCGAAGUGGGAGGAGGAGGAGGAAGAGGAGGAGCUGGAGGAAGAUCUGGGGGACGAGGAGGACGAGGACUUCGAGGACGAGGAGGGGCUCGGGCCCCCAGGCCCCUCGGCCCUGUUCCCUCGGAGGGCGCAGCCAGCCCAGGCCUUGCACGGUGAAGGCGGGCCCCGGGCGCUGGGCAGCCAGGAGCGGGCCGGGGCCGGGCCAGCCCACCCCGGAGGGGCGGCUCACACGGUUCCCCAGCUGCAGCCGCCGGACCACGGGGACUGGACGUACGAGGAGCAGUUCAAGCAGCUCUACGAACUGGACGGGGACCCCAAGAGGAAGGAGUUCCUGGACGACUUGUUCAGCUUCAUGCAGAAGCGAGGGACCCCCGUGAACCGGAUCCCCAUCAUGGCCAAGCAGGUGUUGGACCUCUUCAUGCUGUACGUGCUGGUGACGGAGAAGGGUGGGCUGGUGGAAGUCAUCAACAAGAAGCUGUGGCGUGAGAUAACCAAGGGCCUCAACCUGCCCACGUCCAUCACCAGCGCAGCCUUCACCCUGCGGACACAGUACAUGAAGUACCUGUACCCCUACGAGUGCGAGAAGCGCGGCCUCAGCAACCCCAACGAGCUCCAGGCAGCCAUCGACAGCAACCGGCGCGAGGGCCGGCGCCAGAGCUUCGGGGGCUCCCUGUUCGCCUACUCGCCGGGCGGGGCCCACGGCGUGCUGCCCUCGCCCAAGCUGCCCCUGCCCUCUCUGGGACUGACCGCCAGCACCAACGGGAGCUCCAUCACUCCAGCCCCCAAGAUCAAGAAAGAGGAGGAUUCUGCCAUCCCUAUCACGGUCCCCAGCCACCUGCCAGUCUCCCUGGCAGGCCACCCUGUGGUGGCCGCCCAGGCGGCCGCUGUGCAGGCGGCCGCAGCCCAGGCAGCCGUGGCAGCACAAGCAGCCGCCCUGGAGCAGCUUCGGGAGAAGCUGGAGUCCGGAGAGCCCCCCGAGAAGAAGAUGGCCGUGGUGGCAGACGAGCAGCAGCGGCUGCUGCAGCGGGCGCUGCAGCAGAACUUCCUGGCCAUGACGGCCCAGCUGCCGAUGAGCAUUCGAAUCAACAGCCAAGCCUCCGAGAGCCGCCAGGACGCGACCGCGAGCUUGACGGGCACCAACGGCAGCAACAGCAUUAGCAUGUCAGUAGAGAUUAACGGCAUCAUGUACACAGGGGUGCUGUUUGCUCAGCCGUCGGCCCCCACGCCGCCCUCGGCUCCCAGCAAAGGCAGCGGCAGCGGCGGCAGCGGCGGCGGCCGGGGAGGAAGCAGCGUGGGCAGCGGCAGCGUGGGCAGUGGCGGCAUGGGCAGCCAGGCCGGGCCUGCCGGGCUGCCCGCACCGCCCACCUCGUCUACCUCAAGUAACUCAUUGCCUUAACCGCUCCACUCCCCACCGAGCACCCGCCUGGGGCCAGCCAGACCGGGCGGGGUCGAGGUGGACCAGCAGGGCCGGGAUGUCGGGAGACACGGGUGGGCGAGGGUCACGCAGACAGGAGCCACAGCCAGCGCCAAAGAGAGAGACACGUCUACACACAGAGAGACACGCUAAUAAAACAGGGGAAACCGACGAACACUUGGAUUACUCAGGUUUCAGACAUUCAGAAAGAGGAGUUUCACGAACAGCAGCGGAAAUCAGAAAAGAGGCAGACACCUCUAGGGCUUCGUGCGGCCCUGGGCUGCGGAGGCCGCGUCCAGCGGCCGCCAAGGCUGACCGUAUUUACCUCACACGUCCUGCACCGUCAGCUGGUCUGGCUUUUCCCUCCUGUUCAUCACACGCCCGCCACACCAGCUUCUUCUGUUGGAUGGUAACCCCUGAGCCACAAUCAGUUGAAUUUUUCUUCCUGUUGCUUUUGGAAACAUUUUGUUUUGUUUUGUUUGUUUUUUAAAGAAAUAGCAAUAUUCAAACUAUAGGGUUUUUAAGAGGUUUGGGGGGUUUGGUUUGUAAAUACUCUAUUUUAUUCUUGGGGGAGGAAUUAGGAAAAGGAUAUAUAUAUCUAUACAUCUAUAUAUUUGUGUUCAUUCAGGGAGACUGGACUUGACAAUAAUGCCCUUUAUUUUUCCCAUGACUGAUUCGGGUUUGUUUGUGCAUUUCCGGUGGUGUGCUGGCCAGCUGGUGAGCGCCGGACACCGGCUCCCUGGGCUAGAGCGGCAGAGGUGAACUCAGGUGCUUUGGGCUGGGCGGGCAGCAGGCCCCAGGGCGGG
Molecule: messenger RNA, 2375 nt
Organism: Condylura cristata (star-nosed mole)
Lineage: Eukaryota; Metazoa; Chordata; Mammalia; Eulipotyphla; Talpidae
Gene: ARID3A
Product: AT rich interactive domain 3A (BRIGHT-like)
Exons: 9
Coding region: 1-1551 (516 amino acids)
Biological process (GO): regulation of transcription by RNA polymerase II
Cellular component (GO): nucleus
Molecular function (GO): DNA binding
Source: RefSeq, a predicted model, not a curated record